This is a messenger RNA of Aspergillus chevalieri, 531 nucleotides long. RefSeq names its product putative RING finger domain protein. The record is from RefSeq and is a predicted model, not a curated record. The transcript is spliced from 3 exons. Lineage: Eukaryota; Fungi; Ascomycota; Eurotiomycetes; Eurotiales; Aspergillaceae. Bases 1 to 531 code for a protein of 176 amino acids.
AUGUCGUCAUCGUCACCGACACCGCAGACAGACCAUAAUAAGAAUAAUAAUGCCGGAUUGAACAAACAACAUCUGAUCAUUGCGUUGGCUGUUGGUUUGAGUGUGGUCACCUUGAUCAUCAUGUGCUUGCUUCUCUCCAUCUUCGUCAACAACCGCCACAGCAACUCCGACAACAGCGAACAUCGGCGCUUUCGUCCCUCUCGCUCCAAAAAACCCAAGAAAUCACCCAGCGAACGACGCCUGCGCAAACUCGACGCCGAGUCUCCAAUCUGCACCCUCGAGGAAUGGUGGUCCCGAGCCAAGAUCCCUCCUCUCCCGUCGGAUGAUGAAUGCGAUCAGUUUACAUGUGCAAUAUGUCUCGACUCCGUCCUGCGAAGCCACGAGAUCCGCGACUUGAAAUGCCUACAUGUGUUCCAUCGCGAGUGUUUGGACAAAUGGUAUCUGCAGGACCAGUUCCAUUGUCCGUUGUGUCAUCGGGCGUACUUUAAGCAGCAGUUUCAGCCGACGAAUGAGUUUGUGUGGAUGGUAUGA